AUGGUGUUCAUACCAAGGAAAUACCGUACAUACAAGGCGGUGUUGUACUUGAUGGCCGCCGAAUUCCCUUUCGUCCUGGUGAUUCUCAUCCUCACUGGCAUUGCCUCCCAUAACACCUACACGACCAAGCUCUGGCAAGAUGGAGCCAACAACGGCUUCAACAGUGCCCCAAACCAGAUCGUCUACGCCCUGACCAACGGCCGAUCAUACAAAGUUCCCAUGGUGUGGAGUGCAUUUCUAACGAACUACAACCUCGUUAUCGGUGUCCUGAGCACAUUCUUGCUCUUGACUAAGGCCCCAAUGCAUGUUCUGAGGGUCUUCCACCCACCAUUAUCCGCCAUCGUCCAUGGCAGCUUGACUGCUCUUUACAUCGUGUCCGCUCGAUUCCAGGCCGGGAGCGACAUGACCGACCCUCGUCACCCGCAACCGGGGCCGCCGUGGUACAUUACCAAGAACUGCAAUGUUGCAUAUUACAAGAGUAAUAUUGGGUAUUGCCAACAAGCCAAGUCUCUGUUUGCGGUGACGGUCAUUGCCUGUGUUAUCUACUUUACUCAAUUCGUCCUCGCCGUCAUCUCCUGUUUCGCCACCAAAGAAGAACGGGAAGCGCGACGCCAGCGCAAGGAGGAGAAGCGCGCCGAGAAGGAAGCCGAGGAGCAAGCCCUGCGCGAGUACGACGAGAUCCUGAAGUCCCCGGCGGCAUAUGGGCUCCCCAUGACGCCAGCCGCCGCGUACACGGGAUAUUAUGCGCCUCCCUUCUCUCCCAUCUCACCCAUGGCUCCCCGUACCCCAGCUUUCAACCGGGUGUCAGAUGGGUCGUCGUCGGAUCUCCCUCUUCGCAAUCACUUCAGCACACCGAAUCCGCAGCGGCCGGUCGUAUCGACGCCGGACCAGACGCAGACCAAGACUCAGACGCAACCCAUGCCCCAGCCACAGCCAUACUUUCCGCCUCCACCAACAAAGCCUACCAAUUAG
Molecule: messenger RNA, 972 nt
Organism: Rasamsonia emersonii CBS 393.64
Lineage: Eukaryota; Fungi; Ascomycota; Eurotiomycetes; Eurotiales; Trichocomaceae
Exons: 3
Coding region: 1-972 (323 amino acids)
Source: RefSeq, a predicted model, not a curated record